UAUCGAUCAGUGUAGAGGGAUAUCUGGACAGAUCUAUAGAGCAGAACUAUAUACUUUCAAUCUUCGCUACUACAACCCAAGACAAAAACUUCAACAUACGACAGCGAUCCGAUACCUAUAUCAUUGAACAACAAUCGUAUUAAUUUAUUAAUCAAAUAUGUCUUCGCCACAUGAAAACUUAUUAGCAAAGCUACCUUCGUUAAAACACGAAACAGAAGAUGAAGAAUACCUGCAAACCAAACAACUUGAAAAAAAAGAGGAAGACGAAAAUACAAUUGAUAGAUAUUGUCAAAAUAAAGUAAAACAAGUUAAGUCUCGAAAACGCAAACAUGAGGUACAUAGGUACAAUGUCUUAAAAUUGGAACCAACUAAUGAACCACCUCGUCAAAGAAUUAAGAUGAUUAUUAAAUCUACAACAAGUGCUAAUGGAGUUAAAACAAUAUCUUCACAAUUAAUUAUUGAUUAACCAAUGAACCACUUAUCUCCAAAACCAAACCAAAUAUGAAAUAAGAAAAUUUGUAUAAUUGUAUAAAUUGUUUAAUGUAAAAGGUUUUUUUUUCAUCUUAUUCCUGUAAAAUUAUUAUUAAGUAUUAUUAUUAUGUAUUAAGUUAUUUUUCAUUAAA
Molecule: messenger RNA, 623 nt
Organism: Rhopalosiphum padi (bird cherry-oat aphid)
Lineage: Eukaryota; Metazoa; Arthropoda; Insecta; Hemiptera; Aphididae
Exons: 5
Coding region: 158-466 (102 amino acids)
Source: RefSeq, a predicted model, not a curated record